AUGGACAGGAUCGAGAGAUUUUUGGGGAGAAGGCCUAUGAAGAACUGCCGCAAAGUCAAGUCCGAGGGGAAGGAGUUCCUGAUUACUAAGAAGGAUGUGAAGCUCAUAAGAAGCUACAAGAAGAGUGUGUGUAUGGAUCCCGAUGUCGAUCUGUAUAGGCCGUUGAAUCUCAGCUUCAGCAGAAAGACUAUGGAUGAAGGCAUGGAGACGAGAAGGAGGGUAGCGGCGCCCCAAGGAAGAAAGAGGCCCAAAAAGGAAAGACGGCAUAGCGGGAGGAAAGUGCCAGAGAGCAGAGACAGGAAUGAGAUUGUCGACAUAUGGGAAGAAGAGGGUCUUGAGGAUCUAAACGAUUACGAGCAAGACAUAUUUGUGAAGGCCGGAGAUGCGUAUACAGGGCCGGUGGAGAAGCUGGAAUAUAGAAAAGAGGAUCUCCAGAGCGAUCUGAGGAGAGUUUACCUAAGACUCUAUGAGCCAAGGGAGGGGAAGAGCUACAGGUUGAAAGAUCUGAUCAAGGAGCUACCCAGACCAGAAACUCUAAGGCCGUUUCCGGAAGAGAUUGGUCUUUCUUUUAAGUUUGAAAGGCUUGGGCCUGUCGGCGUCAGCCAGGACUUCAAGAUGUUUGGUGUGGGAGAAGGAAAUAAGCUGUGCAUUUAUGAAUUUAGGAGCUUUGUGAAGGUGAAACACGUUGUCUUUGACUCUGAGAUCAGGAAGAUCAUGUUUGCAAAGGGAGAGACUAUAUGUGUGUUGCUGGCGAACAGCGCUAUAUGUAUUGUGAAUGAUGUCUUUGGAGGAGAACUUCCCGACGGCCAGAAGUCUUUCUUCUAUCAGGAGUUUCCCGUGUGGAGCAGGAAGGGGCCUGGGGAAGAUGCUGUGAGUAGCUGCACAUGUACUGUGAUAAGGAUGGAGGGGAAGAUAAACGACAUGGAUGCACACCACGAUGGACGGUAUGUAAAUGUGGUCUGUGGAAAGAAGGCCAUGGUAUACGACCUUAAGGAAAGAAAGGGGUUGGAGAUACUAAGAGUCCGGGGAGUGGCACCUCUCAAGGCAAAGUUUCACAAGUCUCUGGACACGGUCAUCAUUUCCACAACAAGCUCGUUGAUAGUGUAUGACCUUGCGUCUAAAAAGAUAGUGAGGGAAGCAAAGGAGUUUUCGUUUGUCCUUGAUUUCUUUAGCAUUUCGGACGAUGUGGUUGUGCUGGUGAAUAACUUGAACAAAAUAAUUCUGUAUGACUGGACGAACAACAGUGUAAAAAGAAGCAUGCUUCAAGAGGACGUGGGGAUGGAGGUGGUCCAACACAGAAGGUUCAAUCUCAUGUGUGUCUCGUAUCCCACGGAGAUGAUUGUUUUCUACAACGAUGUGAGAAAUGAUCUAGUUGUCCCUGUCAAGAGGAUUCCUGGAAAGUAUAGAAACGUUUUGUUCCAUCCCCAUCUUCCCUGGCUGUAUGGGGCCAGUGGAAACAAGGUGUGUGUGUUUACAUAA
Molecule: messenger RNA, 1479 nt
Organism: Encephalitozoon hellem ATCC 50504
Lineage: Eukaryota; Fungi; Microsporidia; Unikaryonidae
Exons: 1
Coding region: 1-1479 (492 amino acids)
Biological process (GO): ribosome biogenesis; maturation of LSU-rRNA from tricistronic rRNA transcript (SSU-rRNA, 5.8S rRNA, LSU-rRNA)
Cellular component (GO): PeBoW complex; preribosome, large subunit precursor
Molecular function (GO): ribonucleoprotein complex binding; protein binding
Source: RefSeq, a predicted model, not a curated record